GUUAAUAACUAUAAAAUAAUUUUUUAAAAAAUUUUUAAGUUAGUUAAAAGUUAAAAAUUCAAUGCCCGGAUACGAUUGUAAACGAUUUGUUGAUAAAACACAAAAACAACAAUUAGAUGAACUAAUGUGCGGUAUAUGUAAGUCAAUUGUAUGCCAACCGAUAGUCGUCCAGUGCUGUCAACAAGCAUUUUGUACGGACUGUAUAAAGGAAUGGUUAGUCAAACAGACUACCUGUCCCUACGAUCGCAAACAGUUAACUAUCGAACAGCUAAGUUCACCGCCCAGAAUUUUAGUGAAUUUGUUGUCAAAUUUGAAAAUCAAAUGCGAUUUCUGGGACAAAGGUUGUCCAGUGAUAACCACUGUUCAACAGUUGACGGAACAUACGGCUAACUGUCCCCAUAAUGUACAACAAUGUCCCCAAUGUCUGUGCAACUAUACUACCGGUGCUCGACAACCGUUUGAACACAACUGUCUGAAAUCGAUGACCGAAUUGAAUCAUAAAACUAAUGCCGAAAUAUUAAUGUUAAUGAAUAUUAUGGAAAAUCUAUCGCAAUGUAAUUUACGGGAAACUUUCGACGAUGAUGAGUUUAGUGAUAACGAUAUACUAGUAAUCAAUUAUUUUCUCAAAAUAAAAUUGAGAAAAUUUAUGGGAACUUUGGGAAUAGUUAGCAAAUUGUUGCAUCUAAUUGAUAGACGUGUACUACAGCUCCUAUGCGAUGAUGUUAUGCUAACAGCUUGGAGUAUACUAUGGAAUAUUACAGAUGAAAAUAAAUCUAAUUGUCAACAAUUUAUAACAAACAAUGGCCUGGAUAAUUUUCUAGCAUGUAGACAAUCGUUUUCAGAUAAUCAGGACUUAAUAUCCCGAAUGAUGGGUGUAUUGGCCAAUGUAGCCGAAUGUAGUCAACUUCGAUCAAAAUUAUUAACCGAAAACUAUUUGGACAUAUUUUUGCAACUAUUGGCCACUAGUAGUGAUGGUAUGGAUAUUGGUAUCAGUUUUAUGUCAGCCGGUAUACUAACAAAUAUUGUUAGUGAUGGUCCCGAUGUUUGGUCACAACAAUUACCUGUAAACUAUGGACGCGAUCAUAUUGUCUAUCAAUUGUACCUGGCUAUUGGCCAAUGGAAAAUCAAUACCAAUAAACAAUUGAUGAAUUACAAUUCAUUGGUUCCCAUAAUAAGUCUAUUGAAAGAUAGUGUACCCAAUGAUGCCAAGUAUUGGCCGGUUUGGACAUUGGCUAACUUGACUAGAAUUAAAGCCAACAAAUAUUGUCCGAUGCUAUUACAUGAUAAAGGUGUCAAACAAUUGCGAAAACUUGCAGUUAAUAAAUCAUUGUCAAUACAUAUCCGUGAUUUAUCCCGACUAACACUCUAUCAAUACUAUAAAUAUCGUGAAUCCCAGUCAUUGUCCGAUUUGGAGGAUUCAUCCGAUAUGGAUAUACCCGUAGAGUUUGGUCUAUACUUUAAACAACAUGAGUCCGAUGAUGAUAGUGAUAGUGAUGAGGACAGCAGUGAUGAUAAUAAUGAUAAUUAAGUUGAUAUUAAAAAUUUGAUAUUAAAUUUUUU
This is a messenger RNA of Oppia nitens, 1560 nucleotides long. Its product is annotated as protein zer-1 homolog. Gene Ontology annotation, cellular component: Cul2-RING ubiquitin ligase complex. The transcript has 8 exons. Lineage: Eukaryota; Metazoa; Arthropoda; Arachnida; Sarcoptiformes; Oppiidae. The record is from RefSeq and is a predicted model, not a curated record. The coding region runs from base 62 to 1528 and encodes 488 amino acids.